Marmota flaviventris (yellow-bellied marmot) is the source of this 921-nucleotide messenger RNA. Its product is annotated as vomeronasal type-1 receptor 90-like. Gene Ontology annotation, biological process: G protein-coupled receptor signaling pathway. Gene Ontology annotation, molecular function: pheromone receptor activity. The record is from RefSeq and is a predicted model, not a curated record. Gene Ontology annotation, cellular component: membrane. Lineage: Eukaryota; Metazoa; Chordata; Mammalia; Rodentia; Sciuridae.
AUGGUGCAUGGUGUUAUUAACCUAAGAAGCACCUUUUACUCUGAAGUGGGAAUUGGGAUCUUGGCCAACACCAUCCUCUUUCUGUUCCACGUCAUCAAGUUCCUGUGUGACAAGAGGCUCAAGAACACAGACUGUAUCAUCGGUCUCUUGGCCCUAACCCACCUCCUGAUGCUCGUCACCAUGGGGUUCAUAGCUGCAGACACUUUUACAUCUCAGGGGGGGCUUUGGGGUGAUGUCACAUGUAAAUCUUUUGCCUACUUGUACAAGUUGAUGAGGGGCCUGUCCAUUUCUGCCACCUGCCUGCUGAGUGUCCUGCAGGCCCUCACCCUCAGCCCCAGAAGCUCCUGCUUGGCAAAGUUCAAGCCUAAGGCCCCACAGGACAGCAUGAGGUCCCUUCUCUUCCUGUGGGUCUUCUAUAUGUCCUUCAGUGCCCACUUCUCCAUCUCUGCUGUUGACAACACCACUGUGACCUCACAGGGCCUUAUAUUCCUCAGUGACUCCUGCACUAUCUUGCCCAUGAGCUACUUCCUCAGGCAUUUGUUUGCUGUCCUGGGUGCAUUACGGGAUGUCUUCCUUAUAGGGCUCAUGGCCCUCUCCAGUGGGUACAUGGUGACCCUCUUGCAUAGGCAUAAGAGGCAGUGCCAGCACCUUCACAGCACCAGCCUGUCUCCAAAAGCCUCCCCAGAACAGAGGGCCACCAGGGCCAUCCUGGUGCUUCUGGGAUUUUUUGUGCUCAUGUACUGUUUGGACUGUGUCAUCUCCUCCUCAAGAACCAUGUGGAACAAUGACCCUGUGUGCCGUUCUGUCCAGAUCAUGGUGUCCAAUGGCUAUGCCACCAUCAGUCCUUUGGUUUUCAUCUGCACGGCAAGACACAGCGUUACCUUUUUGAAAUGUUUGUGGGGGAAGGACAGUCAACGUUGA